Molecule: messenger RNA, 2839 nt
Organism: Heterotrigona itama
Lineage: Eukaryota; Metazoa; Arthropoda; Insecta; Hymenoptera; Apidae
Source: the annotation of a GenBank genome assembly
CCCAUGUAUGUCAUAUCCGGAUACGUACUAAAUCGUUCUUUCUGUUCGUGGAUGUGGUGUAAGUAGGAUCGCUUGAUCAGUGUUCGUAAUUUACUUUCUUUUUUUUGUAAAUUAUUACUAAAUGUUGUAUUGUAGUUAAUACUUCAUUUUUCUUCAAAAUGUUUGGAUAUAUUUUACAUAGCAAAAAAAAAAGAAUAAUAAAAAUUAAUUAUUCUAGGAAUCGUUACCUUAUUCGAUCGAUUGAAUACGACUCAUCAUCUUUGGUAGUAAUUCAAUUAGGAAUUGAAAGUUUCCUCCAUUGCAUCAAAUAUGUGAGUAAUAGUAUCAUUUUUAACUAUAAUUUUAAAGUUAAAUUGUAUAAUGUAUUUAUAUUUUUAUGUUCUAUCUCUCUUCAAAUCUGUUCACGAUUGUUCAUUACAUGAUAUCCGCAAUGCGUCGUUUAAUUUCGCCUUCGUGGAUAUUUAUCUAUGUAUAAUGUUAUGUAACCGUUCUUUUAAAGAUUUUGAUAAGUGUCUAUAUUUCCAUCAAAGUAUUUAUUCGUAUUUUUUUUUUUUUUGUUCAAAAAAAGUACACAUAAAAAAUACAAAUUUAAAAUUUAUGUAUAGAAAUUGUUAUUUAUUAAAGGUUACGACAUAUUUUGGGAGGCCUUGGAUCUCUCAGAAUUAGGUUUGUAUAUAAAUAUGUGUAUUUUAUUAAAUACCUCCUAUUUUGGCAUGCCUCCAUUUUAUGUACAUGAAUGGAGCAUGAAUGCUUGUGGGAGGAACAGCAAUUUUGAGAACUUGCCUUCGGAAUCCACAUAACUUUUAUCUGGAGCUGAUUCUCUUUGUUCUCUACAUUUAUAUGAAAUAAGUAUAAUAAGGUGAUUUUUAAUGUAUCUUAAUUUUUUAUAGGACGUACGGAGCUAGUUACCAUAGUGGAAACUAUAGAACAAAAGAAAGAGGAUCUGUAUAUAAAAAUAAUGCUAAUAGGAAUGGACGAUUUGAGAAUCGUAAUAAAAAUAAUAUGCAUGGUAAUAUCGGGCCCUUGAAAAAGCCAAAUUGGAACUUUGUAAAUUUGGAGCCUUUUAAAAAAGAUUUUUAUAUACCACACCCUAAUGUUCAAUCACGUCACCCACAAGAAGUAGAUAUAUUUAGACAAGAAAAUCAAAUUACUCUUAAGGGAGAAAAAAUUCCUAAUCCUAUACAACAUUUUGAAGAAGGAAAUUUCCCUGAUCAUGUAAUGCAGUGUAUCAGAAAACAUGGAUUCAACGAACCAACUGCUAUUCAGGCUCAAGGUUGGCCAAUUGCUAUGUCUGGACAGAAUAUGGUUGGAAUAGCGCAAACUGGAUCUGGAAAAACUUUGGGAUAUAUCCUUCCUGCAAUAGUACAUAUUAGCAGUCAACAAGCUUUAAGUCAUGGUGAUGGACCAAUUGCUUUAAUUCUAGCACCAACAAGAGAAUUGGCACAGCAAAUUCAAAAGGUUACACAAACUUUUAGCUAUGUAAAAAGCACUUGUAUUUUUGGUGGAGCACCAAAGGGAAGUCAAGCUCGUGAUUUAGAACAAGGAGUUGAGAUUUGCAUUGCAACACCUGGACGAUUAAUUGACUUUUUGGAACGUGGUGUAACUAAUUUACGUAGAUGCACAUAUUUGGUGUUGGAUGAAGCAGAUAGAAUGUUGGAUAUGGGUUUUGAACCACAGAUCCGUAAAAUUAUUGAACAAAUCAGACCAGAUAGACAGGUACUGAUGUGGUCUGCAACUUGGCCAAAAGAAGUUCGAAAUCUUGCAGAGGAAUAUCUUGUAGACUAUACACAAUUGAAUAUUGGAUCAUUAACAUUGGCAGCUAAUCACAAUAUUCUUCAGAUUGUUGAUGUUUGUGAAGAACAUGAAAAACAAACAAAAUUGCAAAAUCUUCUUCAGGAGAUUAGUAAUAUCAAUCCAGAUGAUGGAAAAACAAUAAUUUUUGUAGAGACAAAGAAAAAGGUGGAGGUUAUCACUAGAACUAUUCGUCGAUAUGGUUGGCCGGCUGUAUGUAUACACGGUGACAAAUCACAAACAGAAAGAGAUUUUGUUCUUACAGGUUUGUUAAUAUAUAUGUGUGUGUGUGUGCGUGUGUGCGUGUGCGUAUAUAUAUAUAUAUAUAUUUAAUAAUAUUCUCAUUAUAUUUUUCAUAUAUUAAUACAUCGUAUUAUAUUAAAUUUUAGAAUUUAGAAGGAAUAAGGAUUCAAUUCUUGUAGCAACAGAUGUUGCUGCGCGUGGAUUGGGUAAGUAAUAAAAUUAUUAUUCAAUAUUUUUUGUUCUCUUUUUUUAAACACUUUUGAGAAUUUAUCAAGCUUUAAAUAAAGUGUUGAAAUGUAGAUAAAGUUGAGGAAAUUUAUAUUUAAUUAAAAAGGGGUAGGAUAGGAUAAAGUGGCGAUGUAGCACAGACUGGUUAUAUGAAGGUGAUGCCUCACUAUUUUUAAAAUAAAAGCUAAUAGCUAAUAUUAAUUAAUUUAUCAUGUUAAUUAAGAAAUACAAAAAAUUGAUAAAUAAGAAGUUUCUUAAGUAGUAUAUUUUGUAGAAUUUUAUAAUUAAUUAUUAAAAUUUUAAUACGUAUUAAUGCAUUUAGUAUCUCAAACUUUUACAUAAGCUUAGUAUACUAUGAAUAGAUGGCAUUAGGUAUCUUCAACUUUUAUUACUUAUUUCUUUUACAUUCAUACAUAUGUUGUUUUUAUAUAAAUAUGAAAAAUGUUAAAUUUGUAUAAUAGAUUUUACGUUUCUGUUUUUACUAUUUAAGAAAAUUUUUUAUCUUAUAUAAUUGUAUUAAGUACCUCAGGUAGUAUAUACAAUGUUUUGUAUUUUUUGAUUUUUCUGUUAGCUUUAU